AGUUGUAGAAUUUCGACACUUUAGCCACAAUUCACGUGAAGGUCGCUCCUUCUCUCUCUAAAUCAAGGUUGUUCUAUCUCCCUUCUUUUUCGCACUUUUCAAGGUCGUUAGUCAAGGUUAGAUCUGUCAAAAGUGUCAAAACUUAUCGUGAAAUGGGCAAUGCAGGUAGCGGUGGUGCGCCCCGUGAGCGUCCCAAGUACGGCGAGACAGUGCCAUCGUCCCCUUCCAAAGACGGCCAAGCGUUCGUUUUCGAGAAGAAACCCGACAAAUUGCUAUUUCAGAGCUCCCAAGAGGACGAAGAGCCGUAUUUCACACGCCCCGUGACGGCAGAUUUCGACCACCAAAGACCGCGUUCGAACACCGUCUCAGAGGGUACUAAAGUCAACACCAGUGACAAGACUCCAACGGUUUUCCGAUGGGAAGGCGGGGGUAAAGACGUGUACGUCAGUGGUACCUUUACGGAAUGGAAAACUAUUCCUAUGGUAAAAAGCCACGGGGAUUUCGUGACCAUUAUUGAUCUGCCUGAGGGGGAACACCAGUACAAGUUUUACGUUGAUGGGGAGUGGAAAAACGAUCCUGGGAAUAAGAUGGUGGAGGAUGAAACCGGCGUUAAAAAUAAUUUAAUCACUGUUAAAAAGUCCGAUUUUGAGGUGUUCCAAGCUUUGGAUAAAGACAGUGAAAAUGUUAAUAAUGACCCCUCACAGAAAGAAUUUUCACAAGAAAUACCGGCUAAUAAACCAUGGGAAAAGGUCACAGGACCUCCUAUUUUACCUCCGCAUUUACUUCAAGUUAUUUUGAAUAAGGAUACGCCACUUUCGUGUGAACCAACUCUCUUACCUGAACCUAACCAUGUAAUGCUAAACCACCUUUAUGCCUUAUCAAUCAAGGAUGGAGUUAUGGUACUUAGUGCUACUCAUAGAUACCGCAAGAAAUACGUUACCACACUUUUGUACAAACCGAUCUAAGCCAUUAUUUAUGAUAUUGUUACGCAUAAUCCUUUUACGUCAUUGGGUUUCUUUAAAUAUGUAAAUAAAAGUUGUUUUUAAGUUCAA
Messenger RNA from Tribolium madens (black flour beetle), 1052 nucleotides. RefSeq names its product 5'-AMP-activated protein kinase subunit beta-1 (gene alc). The coding region runs from base 153 to 965 and encodes 270 amino acids. The transcript has 3 exons. Gene Ontology annotation, biological process: signal transduction. Gene Ontology annotation, molecular function: protein kinase binding. Lineage: Eukaryota; Metazoa; Arthropoda; Insecta; Coleoptera; Tenebrionidae. Gene Ontology annotation, cellular component: cytoplasm; nucleus; nucleotide-activated protein kinase complex. The record is from RefSeq and is a predicted model, not a curated record.